UUACUUUUGAUACGUCAAAAUUUGAUUUAUAUUACUGUCCUCGAUAUCAUUAUUAUUAUUGUCAUUGCUAUUCAGGAUAAAUUCUACGAAAGUAAGCCACAUAUGAAAGGUGUGGACUACGGCGAUAUCUCAGAGAUGAAAGAAUUGAGAGAACGUUUGCACUGUAAAUCAUUCCAAUGGUACCUCGAAAAUAUCUAUCCAGAAUUAUUGCCGAAUAACUAUCCGUCUGAAGAAUCGCUGAAACAGCCGAAUGCGUACUGGAACUCACCGGUUGAUAAAUAUCAUUGGAAAGUGCUAAAAGGAGCUCCAGUGACUGGGCUCAUCGAUUAG
Molecule: messenger RNA, 330 nt
Organism: Anisakis simplex (herring worm)
Lineage: Eukaryota; Metazoa; Nematoda; Chromadorea; Rhabditida; Anisakidae
Source: the annotation of a GenBank genome assembly